Molecule: messenger RNA, 1247 nt
Organism: Quercus robur (English oak)
Lineage: Eukaryota; Viridiplantae; Streptophyta; Magnoliopsida; Fagales; Fagaceae
Product: probable aquaporin PIP2-6
Exons: 4
Coding region: 108-1136 (342 amino acids)
Biological process (GO): transmembrane transport
Cellular component (GO): membrane
Molecular function (GO): channel activity
Source: RefSeq, a predicted model, not a curated record
AUAUAUGUAACCCCAUAAGUUGUUGCUCAGUGCAUCCAUAUAGGUUUAUUGGAACUGCCAUUUGUUACACUCCAAAAAACAAUAUUAACUCUGGUAUAUAUUGUUUCAUGGCCAAUAUCAAGAUGUCGAGGACUGGAGCUAUGGAUAUCGUUGUAGCCAUUGGAAAUGAUGAAAGUUUCUCACAACCAUUUGAGAAAAUAGAAAGAAAAUCCCUAAAGACAACUUUCCUUGACUCAAUUGGUGCCCAUGAAAUUUUCUCAUCCGAGAUGUGGAGGGCAGCCCUUGCAGAGACAGUGGCAACCACCUUCUUUUUAUUCACACUCACGACAUGCCUUCUCUCAUGCUAUGAAUCUAAUGUCACUGACCCCAAGCUGCUCGUCCCGUUUGCGGUGUUCAUCGUUGCUUUCUUCUUCCUCUUUACCAUGUUUCCUCUAACCGGGGCCUUUUUGAAUCCAUUGCUCACAUUCAUUGCAACCCUCAAGGGUGCCAUAUGUCUUGUACGUGCCUGUGUUAUUUUCUUGGGGCAAUGCCUUGCCUCUAUAAUGGCCAUCUACUUAUUGAAGUGUGCGAUGAGCCAUGAUGCAGUAGAGAAGUACAUGUUAGGUGGUUGUACUAUCAAUGAUAAUGGCUCUGGUAUUAGCCUGGGAACUGCACUGAUGUUAGAGUUUGUGUGUACCUUUAUUAUCCUCUUGGUUGCUGUUACAGUGGGAUUUGACAAGAAAAGGAGCAAAGAACUUGGGGCGACUAUGGUUUGUAUUCAGAUAGCAGCAUCAUUGGCCUUAGCAAUUUAUGUGUCCAGUGUGGUAACUGGGAAGAUUGGCUAUGCUGGUGCUGGACUGAACCCUGCAAGGUGCUUUGCCUCAGCAUUGCUUUUUGGAGGUCCAUUGUGGCAUGGACAAUGGGUAUUCUGGUUGGGGCCCUUUCUAGCUUGCAUUGUUUAUCAUAUUUUCUCUAAGACCCUACCUAAGGAGGGUUUGGUCAAUGAUGGAAAGUAUGAGAUUAUAAAGGUUGCAAGGGCUUGUAUUGGAGCAACUGGCUCUAACAAAUACAAAUCUGCAACUGUAAAGGCUGAGGAAAAGCCUCCCUGUAUCCCUGAAACUGUUGACAAGGAUGUACUUGCCCUAUACCCUUUUUAAUGAAAUGUAUAUCUCUCUCAAAAAAUAAAAUCCCAUACAACGCUUUUAAUAAGGCAUUUAUUUAAGACUUCAAAUUUGGUUCAUAUAAAACUUUCUUUUCUAUUGGCUCAA